UGGCAUGUCGUGCCAAUAUCCUCUCUACCACUGUCACUUCAAUACGUCACAACCACUUCGAAAAAUCGCUGUUUUCUGAAAGCGACUGAGUUAAUGUUUGGCUAAUUACAUUGUAUUUUAAAUUUCUUCCUUCUAGUUCUGAGAUGAGAAGGAGAAUCAACAAACAAACGUUGUAUAAUGAUAAGACUUGCUGAACACUGAACAGAUGUCGGAAAGUGUUGAAGAGAAAACAAGAAAUGUGGCCGAUAACUUCCGGUAUCUGCCAUCUUCUCGGUUAGGAAAAUAAUAGGAGAGUCGCUCGAAGCAAAAUAGAAGUAGCAGCUUGGAUAUUUGAGCGUAAAAGAGAAGCAGUAGAAGAGACGUUUGAGAGAUGAGGUGAGACUUCAUCAAUCGAAGAAAGCUGCACAAGUGAACGUAUUCUCUUUACACGGGGUGAAAGUAUUUUCUUAAUAGGAGACAGAAUAUGGCUGGCAACGGACUACACAUGUCAUAUGGAAAUGAUAAACCUCCAUCCUCGACCGGCAGUGGCGAAGCUGACAUAGCUAAUGAUCCUGCCAGUAGUGGAUUCUUUACGAACGAUUUUAAAAAACAUGAAGAUCUCAAAGCUAUGCUGGAUGGCAACAAAGAUAACCUGAAGUUGGAGGCAAUGAAGCGUAUUAUAGGGAUGGUUGCCAAAGGAAAAGAUGCUUCAGAUUUGUUCCCAGCUGUUGUCAAAAAUGUGGUGUCAAAAAAUCUUGAGGUGAAGAAACUUGUCUAUGUGUAUUUAACCCGUUAUGCAGAAGAACAACAAGAUCUGGCAUUGUUGUCAAUAAGUACGUUCCAAAGAGCCCUGAAGGACCCUAACCAGCUAAUCCGAGCCAGUGCUUUACGUGUCUUAUCUAGUAUCCGUGUUACAGUUAUUGUUCCCAUUAUGAUGUUAGCUAUUAAAGAGGCUGUAAUGGAUAUGUCACCUUAUGUGCGCAAGACUGCAGCACAUGCUAUUCCUAAACUCUACAGUUUGGAUCCAGAACAGAAAGACCAACUGAUUGAAGUUAUUGAGAAACUCUUGGCUGAUAAGACCACACUUGUUGCUGGAAGUGCUAUUCAAGCCUUUGAGGAAGUUUGCCCAGAAAGGAUAGACUUGAUACACAAGAACUAUCGAAAACUUUGUAAUCUGCUGGUAGAUGUUGAAGAAUGGGGCCAGGUUGUCAUCAUCAACAUGCUGACACGAUAUUGUCGGACACAGUUUACUAAUCCAAAUCAAACUGAAACAAAUGAAGAAUCUGAACAGCAUUUUUAUGAUGAUUCUGAUAAAGAAGAGGAAAAAGAAGAUAGUAAAUCUGUGAAGAAAGUGUACAGCAUGGAUUCAGAUCACCGCCUGUUGCUACGGCAAACUAAGCCCUUGCUCAAUAGUAGGAAUGCUGCGGUUGUAAUGUCAGUUGCUCAGCUUUAUUUCCACUGUGCUCCAAAAGCUGAGGUUGGAAUUGUUGGCAAGGCAUUGAUUCGACUUUUGCGGAGUCACAAAGAGGUACAGUAUGUGGUGCUAAGCAACAUUGCCACAAUGACCAUAUACAGAAAGGGAAUGUUUGAGCCCUAUCUAAAAAGUUUCUAUGUGCGUUCAAAUGACCCAACGCAUGUUAAAUUAUUAAAGCUAGAAAUCUUGACUAGUCUUGCCACAGAGACAAACAUAUCCACUAUUCUUCGAGAGUUUCAGACCUAUGUAACCAGUGCAGACAAAGCAUUUGCUGCAGCCACAAUUCAGGCAAUUGGUCGUUGUGCUAGCAAUAUUGCUGAGAUCACAGAUGCUUGUCUCAAUGGAUUGGUCCACCUUAUGUCAAAUAGAGAUGAAGCUGUUGUUGCUGAAAGUGUUGUUGUUAUUAAGAAAUUGCUUCAGAUGCAGGUAACUUGUAAGCAAAAGCCCUCUGAACAUAAAGAUAUCAUUAUACACAUGGCUAAAAUGGUGGACAAUAUUACUAUACCUAUGGCUCGAGCAAGUAUACUUUGGUUAAUUGGAGAAUAUAGUGAAAGAGUUCCAAAAAUUGCUCCAGAUGUUCUUCGUAAAAUGGCUAAGGGAUUUACUGGAGAGGAAGAUAUUGUGAAAUUGCAAAUACUUAACUUAGCAGCCAAGAUGUGCAUUACCAACCCUAAACAAACCAAAUUGUUAUGCCAAUAUGUCCUCAAUUUAGCUAAAUAUGAUCAGAAUUAUGACAUUCGUGAUCGAUCUCGGUUUCUACGGCAAUUAGUCUUACCAACUGGGGAGAAGCCUGGUUUCCUUUCCAAAUAUAUAAAGAAAAUCUUUCUUUCCACAAAACCUGCUCCAGUAUUAGAAUCUAAAUUCAAAGACCGGGACCAAUAUCAGUUAGGAACUUUAUCUCAUUUGCUGAAUACAAAAGCUCAUGGCUACCAAGAACUUCCAGAUUUUCCUGAAUCAGCCCCAGAUCCAACAGUAAGAAAUGUUGAGGUUCCUUUACCCUGGUCAGAUUUGACUCGUAAGAAAACUGGGAAAAAUAAGACAAUAACUUCAGAACACUUUUAUUCUGAUGAAGAAAGCAGUGAAGAUGAGGAAUCAAGUAAAUCUAGUAAUGAGAGCAGUGAUGACGAGGAUGAUGAUGAGGAGGACGAGGACAGUGAAGAGGAGAGCUCUAGUGAUGAAUACUCUGAAGUAUCUGGUGAUAGUCAUGCAGUAAAUAAUGCUGUUGCCAGCAGUGCAGAUGAUGAUGGUGAUGAGGAAGAUGACGAGGAGGAUGAGGAAAGUACAUCAGAUGAAUCUGAGGAGGAGAGUUCAACAGAAUCCUCUUCUGAUGAAAGUGUUAAACAUGUAAAAAAGACAAAGAAGUCAAAACCCAUUACAAAUAAUAAAUCAGCAACUCCUGCUUCCAAAGACAAUACAAACCUUCUUUUGGACCUUGAUGACUUGACUCCACAAAACACAAAUGCUGUGAUGACACCAGCUGCCAGACCUGUGCAAGACAUCCUCACACCUAUGAUUGCUUCUUUGGAUCUAUAUAGCACACCUGUUUCAGAAAAUUCUCCUGCCAAUUAUACACUAAAUUUCCCAGUUGUCAAUAACAAAUCUUAUGAACUAUUAAAUCGUAUGACAGCAAAAGGUUUGUCAGUGAAGUACUGUUUCACCAGGACCAUAUCAAUUUUCAACCCUAAGAUGACCUCAAUUGAGUUGACCUUUACAAACGAGUGUGAUAAACCUAUGAACAGUAUAAAAAUUGGGAAUAAGAAAACACCACCAGGCAUGGAUAUACACGAUUUUCCAGAAAUAACUACUCUUGCUCCAGGUGCCACAACUUCAGUAUUAAUAGGAAUUAACUUUAAUGAUACCACACAGCCGGCAGUGUUUGACAUUAUUGUUGAUGAUAUGCAGUAUUCUGUGAAAAUAAGUGCUCCUGUUGGUGAGCUGCUGCAACCUUAUACAAUGAAUGAGAAGGAAUUUAAAGCACAGAAAAGUAAAUUAACUGGUAUGACAGAAAACACUAGUCAGGUGGAGCUGGCCCAUAACCAUGGCACUGCUGAAUCAAUUUGUAUGUGUAUACAUCAAACUGCCAAUGUGCUACAGGUUCCAUCCAGUGACAGCCAAAUUUAUUAUUUUGCUGGCAAAACACUUGCCACUCAGACGCUUUUGCUCAUCGCAGUCGAGAAUCAGAAUAGCGAGAGUGCAAAAGUAACAGUAAACUGCGAGAAAAUGGUUAUUGGUUCCAUGAUGACUAAAGACAUACAACAUUCAUUAAAGAAAUCAUAAUGAUAGGCUUCGGAAUGUAGUUACCCCACUAUCCUUUGUUUGCCUUUUUUUUUUUUUAAUUGUUGCUUUGUUGGUUUUAUUUUUGUUCUUCCUGUCUCAUUUUAUAUGUUUAUUAUUGUUGUUGUUAUUGUUUUUAUAACUUCUCCCUCCCCACAAAGUAGAAACAAAUUGAUUUAUUAAAUAAGUUUAAACAAAGGGAAAUGUUAAAUUUAACAAAAAAGAAAGGAUGUUUUUGGUUGGUCGGUCGGUUGGUUGGUUGGUUUUUUGUUAUAUUUUAUAAAAAUUAAAUUUGGUAAAAAAAAAAAACAAACA
Molecule: messenger RNA, 4042 nt
Organism: Octopus bimaculoides (California two-spot octopus)
Lineage: Eukaryota; Metazoa; Mollusca; Cephalopoda; Octopoda; Octopodidae
Product: AP-3 complex subunit beta-2
Biological process (GO): vesicle-mediated transport; intracellular protein transport
Cellular component (GO): membrane coat; AP-3 adaptor complex
Source: RefSeq, a predicted model, not a curated record